Arabidopsis thaliana (thale cress) is the source of this 3206-nucleotide messenger RNA. Its product is annotated as Tetratricopeptide repeat (TPR)-like superfamily protein. Lineage: Eukaryota; Viridiplantae; Streptophyta; Magnoliopsida; Brassicales; Brassicaceae. The record is from RefSeq and is marked reviewed. The coding region runs from base 238 to 2688 and encodes 816 amino acids. Gene Ontology annotation, molecular function: RNA binding; zinc ion binding. Gene Ontology annotation, biological process: RNA modification. The transcript is spliced from 2 exons.
UGCUUUAGACCGCACGGUUUACAAAACCAAACCGGGUUCAAUUAAAUUACAAACCGCAAUCAAAGAAGAAAAGCUGACGGCCGUCGCUAAACCCUCCGGCGGACUCUUCAAUUCACCGUCGAAAAUCACCAACCCGAUUAUACCAUCUCUUUUAGUCUCUCAUCUCUACUUCUCUAAGCUAACCGAAACCUUUUGGUGGGAAUCGUCGAAAGUUUUCAAGACACCUGAAUUGCAUGUAUGUUGAGACAAAUUCCAACCUGCAAAGGUGGGCGCUUUACACGAGUUUUGCAAUCUAUCGGAUCAGUUAUUAGAGAAUUUUCAGCAUCUGCAAAUGCUUUGCAAGACUGUUGGAAAAAUGGGAAUGAAAGUAAAGAGAUUGAUGAUGUUCACACACUUUUCAGAUAUUGCACUAAUUUGCAAUCAGCCAAAUGUCUCCACGCACGUCUCGUUGUCUCCAAACAAAUCCAAAAUGUUUGUAUCUCUGCUAAACUUGUUAAUCUCUAUUGUUACCUUGGCAAUGUCGCAUUGGCUAGGCACACGUUUGAUCAUAUCCAGAACAGAGAUGUAUACGCUUGGAAUUUGAUGAUUUCUGGUUAUGGCCGUGCGGGAAAUUCUUCAGAAGUGAUUAGGUGUUUUAGUCUCUUUAUGUUGAGUUCUGGACUUACACCUGAUUACAGGACUUUUCCUUCGGUUUUGAAAGCUUGUAGGACUGUGAUUGAUGGGAAUAAGAUUCAUUGCUUGGCUUUGAAGUUUGGGUUUAUGUGGGAUGUCUAUGUUGCUGCCUCGUUGAUUCAUUUGUACUCUCGAUAUAAAGCUGUGGGGAAUGCACGUAUACUGUUUGAUGAAAUGCCUGUAAGAGAUAUGGGUUCUUGGAAUGCAAUGAUUUCUGGGUAUUGUCAAAGCGGAAAUGCUAAAGAGGCGUUAACUCUGUCUAAUGGGUUGAGAGCUAUGGAUUCAGUUACCGUUGUGAGUCUCCUUUCGGCUUGCACUGAAGCCGGUGAUUUCAAUAGAGGAGUUACUAUUCAUUCAUACUCGAUAAAACAUGGUCUGGAGUCCGAAUUGUUUGUUUCCAACAAGCUGAUUGAUUUGUAUGCUGAAUUUGGUAGGCUUAGGGAUUGCCAGAAGGUUUUUGAUAGGAUGUAUGUGAGGGAUUUGAUUUCUUGGAAUUCGAUAAUUAAGGCGUACGAGCUGAAUGAGCAGCCGCUUAGAGCGAUUUCGUUGUUUCAGGAGAUGCGGUUGAGUAGAAUUCAACCAGAUUGCCUUACUUUGAUUAGUUUGGCUUCUAUACUAUCACAGUUAGGGGACAUUCGUGCUUGUAGAUCUGUGCAGGGUUUCACUUUGAGGAAAGGCUGGUUCUUGGAAGAUAUUACCAUCGGGAAUGCUGUUGUGGUUAUGUAUGCAAAACUAGGCCUUGUAGAUUCAGCAAGAGCAGUGUUUAAUUGGCUUCCGAAUACAGAUGUUAUUUCAUGGAAUACCAUAAUCUCGGGUUAUGCUCAAAACGGUUUUGCUAGUGAAGCAAUUGAAAUGUAUAACAUAAUGGAGGAAGAAGGUGAAAUAGCCGCUAACCAAGGGACUUGGGUGAGUGUUUUGCCCGCUUGUUCGCAGGCUGGAGCGUUGCGUCAAGGUAUGAAACUCCAUGGCCGUCUCUUGAAGAACGGUCUUUAUUUGGAUGUUUUUGUUGUUACAAGCCUUGCUGAUAUGUAUGGAAAGUGUGGACGACUAGAGGAUGCCCUCUCUUUGUUUUAUCAAAUCCCAAGAGUCAACUCUGUGCCAUGGAACACCCUAAUAGCGUGUCACGGGUUUCACGGGCAUGGCGAGAAAGCAGUGAUGCUGUUCAAAGAAAUGCUGGAUGAAGGAGUGAAGCCAGAUCACAUUACAUUUGUGACUCUGUUAUCGGCUUGUAGCCAUUCUGGGUUAGUAGACGAGGGUCAAUGGUGCUUUGAGAUGAUGCAAACGGAUUAUGGGAUAACACCGAGCUUGAAACAUUACGGUUGUAUGGUAGAUAUGUAUGGUCGAGCUGGUCAGUUAGAAACCGCGUUGAAGUUUAUAAAAAGUAUGUCGCUUCAGCCUGAUGCAUCCAUUUGGGGAGCUCUUCUCAGCGCUUGUAGAGUCCAUGGGAAUGUUGAUCUUGGCAAGAUCGCAUCUGAACAUUUGUUCGAGGUUGAACCUGAGCAUGUCGGGUAUCAUGUUCUAUUGUCAAACAUGUAUGCUAGUGCUGGAAAAUGGGAAGGAGUUGAUGAAAUACGUUCAAUAGCCCAUGGCAAAGGUUUGAGGAAGACACCGGGUUGGAGCUCAAUGGAAGUAGACAACAAAGUCGAAGUCUUUUACACGGGAAACCAAACGCAUCCAAUGUAUGAAGAGAUGUACAGAGAAUUAACGGCAUUACAAGCGAAACUGAAGAUGAUUGGGUAUGUACCGGACCAUAGAUUUGUGUUGCAGGAUGUUGAAGACGACGAGAAAGAGCAUAUCCUCAUGAGUCAUAGUGAAAGAUUAGCUAUUGCAUUUGCACUUAUCGCCACUCCUGCAAAGACAACGAUUCGGAUUUUUAAGAAUCUAAGGGUAUGCGGCGAUUGCCAUAGCGUAACCAAGUUCAUAUCGAAAAUCACUGAGAGAGAGAUCAUUGUGAGGGAUUCAAACCGGUUUCAUCAUUUCAAGAAUGGAGUCUGCUCUUGCGGUGAUUACUGGUGACGGCAUAGAAAACCGAUUAGUCAAUAUCCAAAAACCGGUUCCAAUUCAAUUGUGAACCGGUUAAUCAUGGUCUAGGAAGACUUUGGGUGGGAAAAAGAUUCCAACUUUGCUUACGAAGGUUAAGUCGCAACAAAGAAAGCUUCUUUAUUUCCGCCAUGGACACAGCCUGUCGUAGUCAUGUGGACAGCUUGUGGUUUACUUUAGCAGAAAGUCACUCGCAAAGGACGAGACGUGUGAACGGUUUCAAUCGUUGAAUCCUCAACGUUUGGUUAUAAUAGUUUAUUAAGUUACCUAAAAGAAGGAACUUUGUUUUUCCUCUUUAAAAGAAAAUAUCUUUUUGAGAGUAAACAAUUUAGUUGAAACAAUGUAAUCAGUCUUUUUUUAAUUAGUUUGUCGGAGGUAAUAAUUACAUAAACACACAUCGAAGCUGGUGGUAAUCGUUUAAUGAAACAUCCAAUGAUUUAUAUUCGAAUGUAAUCGAUUUUCUUCUUGAAAUAAUAACACGACUUUAUUAUUUU